Molecule: messenger RNA, 681 nt
Organism: Pantherophis guttatus
Lineage: Eukaryota; Metazoa; Chordata; Lepidosauria; Squamata; Colubridae
Source: RefSeq, a predicted model, not a curated record
UUGCUGACUUGUGGGCCAUGGUGAAGCAAAUGACAGAUGUUCUGCUGGUUCCCGCAAGUGACACAUUGAAAAUACGGACGAGCAUGGAGGUGCAGAUGGAGUUCGUAAGGCAGGCCUUACAAUAUCUUGAGCAAAGCUACAAGAACUAUACCUUGAUGACGGUCUUUGGAAAUUUGCACCAAGCCCAACUGGGCGGAGUACCUGGGACCUACCAGUUAGUCCGCAGUUUCUUGAACAUCAAACUCCCAGUGUCUGUUCCGGGGCUGCAGGACGGGGAAGUGGAAGGUCAUCCUGUCUGGGCCAUCAUUUACUAUUGCAUGCGAUGCGGGGACUUAAUGGCAGCCAUGCAAGUGGUCAACCUAGCUCAGCACCAGCUGGAGAUUUCAAAACUUGGUUCCAGGAGUACAUGCACAGCAAAGACACAAGGCUUUCUCCUGCCACCGAGAACAAAGUUCGCCUCCAUUACAGACGGGCUCUGAGAAAUAACACGGACCCUUACAAAAGAGCUGUGUAUUGUAUCAUAGGCCGGUGUGAUAUUGCCGAUAACCACAGUGAAGUUGCAGAUAAAACGGAAGAUUAUCUUUGGCUGAAGCUGAAUCAAGUGUGCUUUGACGAGAACAGUUCUAGCGCACCGCAAGACAGGCUGACUUUGUCCCAGUUCCAGAAACAACUGCUUGAAGA